AAAAAUAAAUAAAACACAGUGAAGAAGGUAAAGUAAAGAAGUUGUUUUUGCUUUCUUUUGGUUUGUGUGGUUCAUUCAUUCGUUCAUCUCUGAGUCUUCUUCUUUUUCUGCUGAGGUAAAGGAACGAACACUCUUCAUCACCGCCAUAAUCUAUUUUAUCUCUCAGAAGAAGAAUCCGACCGACGUGGUUCAAUAUCAAGCUCUCACCUUGGAAAACAAUGGUUUGAGUUUCCGGGGAUGGUGAAAUUCGCAGGUUAUUUGGUGCAUGGCUUCUUGUUAUUUAUUAUCUGGUUAUCAAGCUUCCAAGAAGUAGCUUCUCAGUAUAAAUUUAAUGACCACAGUAGCAAAACCACUACCUUUGAGUUAGCAAAUCCACCUGGUACUGGAGUAUCCGGUCCCAUUCAAGUAUCACCUUCCGUCAUCCCCAAAUACGAAUCCCCUCCUCUACCCUGGACACCACCAAUGUACCCUACUUUCCCUGAUACAUACCAACCGAAGCUAACCGGUAAAUGCCCCGCAGACUUCCAAGCAAUCUCAGCUGUUAUAGAUACAGCAGCCUCUGAUUGCUCCCAGCCGUUUGCAGCACUUGUCGGAAACGUGAUAUGCUGUCCACAGUUCGUUAGUUUGCUUCAUAUCUUCCAAGGACAGCACAACUUGAAGAAGUCUGAAAAGUUGGUUGUACCUGAUUCAGUUGCUGCAGAUUGUUUUUCGGAUCUUGUUAGUAUCCUCGUCAGCAAAAGAGCCAACAUGACAAUACCUGAGCUUUGUUCUGUAACGUCUUCGAAUCUCACUGGGGGUUCUUGUCCUGUGCAAGAUGUGGCAGGGUUCGAGAAAGCUGUUAACGGUAGUAGAUUACUUGACGCGUGUCGCACUGUUGACCCUCUUAAAGAGUGUUGCAGGCCGGUUUGCCAAGGUGCGAUUAUGGAAGCUGCGCUUGCUAUCUCUUCAGGAGGAUCAAACAACAACGUCAACGCCCUUAACGACUGCAAGAAUGUGGUGUUUUCGUAUGUCUCAAGGAAGCUUCCUGCUGACAAAGCAAACGCAGCGUUUAGAAUAUUAUCGUCUUGCAAAGUCAACAAAGCUUGCCCUUUGGAGUUUAAGGAGCCAACGGAAGUGGUCAAGGCUUGCCGUAAUGCGGCUGCUCCAAGCCCUUCUUGCUGUAGCUCGUUGAAUGCGUAUAUUUCUGGGAUACGUAACCAAAUGCUGAUAACGAACAAGCAGGCCAUAGUCUGCUCAACAGUCAUCGGUUCUAUGCUACGGAAAGGUGGUGUCAUGACAGAUAUCUAUAAGCUUUGUGAUGUCGAUCUAAAAGAUUUUAGUGUCCAAGCAGCAUAUGGAAUGCAACAAGGUUGUCUUCUCAGAAGCUAUCCUGCAGACUUGAUAUUUGACAACACAACAGGGUACAGUUUCACAUGUGAUCUGACGGAUAAUAUUGCUGCGCCGUGGCCAUCUUCAGCGUCAGUGUCUUCUUUGUCUCUCUGUGCUCCUGAGAUGUCAUUACCUGCCUUGCCAACAUCGCAGCAGACCCAUAUAAAUCACGGGUUUCACGAUGAGGCGUUUGGAGCGUUGCGUCUCAUUAUUAUUUUGGUCUCUGUGGUGUAUGGUGCUGUGAGACAUCAAAAUGAGAUUUAGGAGGUUUUGUUUUUUUUGUAGUUAGUGAGGACUGAGGACUUUGGAUAAAAACAGUGGCAAGCUCAUUUUUUUAUUUUUUUUUCUUCUGUAUAUGUUUUGUUGUUAACAGGGUAAGGGAUGAUCCAGUAAUAUAUCUUCAAAAUACUGAUUUCAGCGUGAUAUAAUUUAUUUUAAAACAUAAUUGUUGAUCAA
Messenger RNA from Brassica napus (rape), 1824 nucleotides. RefSeq lists its product as uncharacterized. Lineage: Eukaryota; Viridiplantae; Streptophyta; Magnoliopsida; Brassicales; Brassicaceae. Bases 238 to 1632 code for a protein of 464 amino acids. Gene Ontology annotation, cellular component: plasma membrane. The record is from RefSeq and is a predicted model, not a curated record. The transcript has 6 exons.